Ctenocephalides felis (cat flea) is the source of this 2382-nucleotide messenger RNA. RefSeq names its product proline-rich extensin-like protein EPR1. The transcript has a single exon. The record is from RefSeq and is a predicted model, not a curated record. NCBI's taxonomy places the organism in Eukaryota, Metazoa, Arthropoda, Insecta, Siphonaptera, Pulicidae. Bases 1 to 2382 code for a protein of 793 amino acids.
AUGAACAGGUUCCUUGUAAUCUGUUGCUGCUUAGGCGCAGUAUUGGCGGAUUUUCCUUAUCCGGCCGCUAUUCCUCUGGAUGAACAUAUCGAAACUGUAACUAUCAAUGAAGAACUGAAACCGUAUCCUGCUGCCAUUCCAAUUCAGCAUUCAGUUUCCAGCGUGCCAGAGGAAGAAUUAAAGCCUUACCCAGCACUUAUUAGUGAAAAAUAUGAAGAUUCGAAACCAUAUCCAGCAGCAAUUCCUUUGAAAGAGCAGACAGAGGAAGAUUCAAAACCAUAUCCUGCAGCUAUUCUUGUACAAGAUUAUGCUGCACCUACAGAACAGUUAAAUGAAAUACCAAAAAUAGACUUGCCUGCCGUUUCUAGAUUGCCUCCUCACAAUUUUCCAAAGAUUCAAUUGCCUGCGGUUAAACCCUUAGUAAGUUCUUUUCCUAGCAUCGCAUAUGGUGUUCCAUCUGUAGAGUAUGCAUCACCCAUCAAAAUAUACGAACCUCCAAAAGAACAAUUUUAUCCUUCAGUACAAGUAUUUGGUCCUCCAAAAGUUGAUUUACCAGCUAUAGUCAAAUUACCAUCGCAUGACUUGCCUAAAAUUGUGUUGCCCAGCGCAACUUCAUAUCCUUAUCCUGCUGCCAGCCCUGUGGAGAAGGAUGAAGAGUCAAAACCUUAUCCACCGCCUACUCCUGUUGAAGCAUACGGUCCGCCAAAAGAAGAAAUUAAUGAGAUAUCUAAAAUUAAUGUGCAUGCCGUCAUAAGAUUACCUGCAUAUGAAUCGCCAAAAAUUGAGUUACCUUCAAUUACUCCCGUAAGUUCGAUUCCAAGUGUUGAAUAUGGGGUACCUGCUGUAGAGUAUACAGCACCCGUCAAAGUCUACGGACCACCCCAGCAGAUUUAUGGUCCACCAAAGGUAGAUUCACCAGCAGUAAUAAAAUUACCAUCACAUGAUUUGCCUAAAAUUGAAUUGCCUACUACCCCUAUUCUGUCUCCUUACCCCUCUGCAAUUCCUUUGAAAAAAGUUGAACUUUCAAAGCCAUAUCCACCACCGACUCCUGCUCAAGAAUACGGACCACCGAAACAAGAGUCAAUUGAAGUAGCGAAAAUUGAUUUGCCUGCUGUAUCUAGAUUACCAGCACAUAAUUUGCCAACAAUUCAGUUACCAUCUUUAAUAAGUUCUUCACCGAGCAUCGAGUACGGAGUUCCAGCUCUAGAAAUCACUUCACCAAUUGAAGUUUACGGACCUCCUGAACAUGAAGUUAAACCUUUGGAGCAAGUCUAUGGACCUCCUAAGAUUGAUCUGCCAGCAGUAAUCAAGUUACCUGCACAUGAUUUACCCAAAAUUGAAUUACCUGAAAAAAUUGAGUACCCCUAUCCAGCAGCAAUUCCUGAAUCUGGCCCGCCAGCGAAAGAAUACGGCCCACCAGCGAACGAAGAAAUCAAAAUUGACGUUCAAGCUGUAACUAAAUUGCCUUCCUAUAACUUACCCAAGAUAUCUUUGCCCGCAUACUCCCCCUUGGCAAGUCUAUAUCCAGCUUUAGAACCAGCUAAAGUUGUGGAAUAUGGACUUCCAAUAGUAAAUUAUGCACCAGCUAAAGUUUAUGGGCCACCAAUGGAAGAAUCAUAUGCUCCUUCAAGAAUUGAAAUACCCGCUGUUACAAAAUUGCCUUUACACAAUUUACCUAAAAUUGAACUUCCUUCAUAUACGUCAACAUUAAAUACAUAUCCGGCUGUUCUGCCUUCCAAAGAGUAUGGUAUUCCAGCAAAGGUCUAUGGUCCACCUGUUGAGAUCUAUGAGUCGCCGAAAAUCGAUUUACCGGCUGUCACAAAAUUGCCAGCGCAUGAUUUACCCAAAAUACAGUUACCAACUGUAGAAUACAUUAGACCAAUUCAAGCGUAUGUUCCACCAGCAGAAACUUACGGACCUCCAGCAGAAACUUAUGGACCUCCAGCAGAGACUUACGGACCUCCUGAUACAGAGGAAAUAAAAACACCAGUAGAAGAAUACGGUCCACCAAAAGUUGAUUUGCCUGCCGUUACCAAAUUGCCAGCACACAAUUUACCUAUUAUUCCAACACCUUCCCAACCAAUAGAAGAGCCCAAACAGGAACCUGCUAAAGAAUAUGGCCCACCAAAAGAGGAUUUUGUUCCUAUAACACUAUCGGCAUCGUACCCGACGACUCCGAUUUUUCCACAACCACUUUUUGAAUACUCAGAAAUUAUUUAUGGACAUCCUGAAAUCAAUUACGUAGGACCAAUAUCAAGUUUUCCUGGAUAUAUCUACCAAUCUCCGUCGACAUCAUACACUGUUGAGAAUAUUGAGAAGUUCGAGGCUCCUGCAGCUCCAUUAGGAACUCCAUUCGCGGAAUAUGGACCUCCAAAGCAAUAG